AUGGCAGAGGAGGAAGAAGAGAUCACUGAGGAGGAGGAAGAUGAAGAUGUAGAAGAAGAGGAAGAAGAAGCGGAGGCAGAAGCACCGCCAGCUGCGCAACGUGGGGAUGAUGAAGCGCCUACCGAAAAAAUGGAAGCUACGCCGCAGUUAAGACGAGCACCACCUCAGGAAAAGGAUGAAGCACCAGCUGAACAAACGGAAGCUGAAAAGGCUAUGCUUGCCGCCAAAAAGAGGCAUCAGGAGGAAGAAGCAGCUAAAAUUCAAGAUUAUGAAGAACGACGACGAGUGGAAAAAGAAAAGAUCGAAGAAGAGUUACGAGCACUGAAGGAAAAACAGGAACAAAGAAGGCAGCAACGUGAACAAGAGGAACGUGAAUUCGCGGAAAGGCAACGCCAAAAUGAGGAAAAACGACGUCAGGAGGAGGAAGAAAGCAAAGCGCGAAUUGAAGCGGAAAAACAACGACGAGAAGAGGAAAGAAAAAAACGACAGAAUUUGAUGGCUGGCUCAUUUGCUGCUGGGACAACAGACGGUGGAAAGAACUUCGUGAUCCAGAAAUUAGAAAAGGGCGAUCAGUUAAAACCUCAUAUUGUG
Messenger RNA from Acanthocheilonema viteae, 591 nucleotides. Lineage: Eukaryota; Metazoa; Nematoda; Chromadorea; Rhabditida; Onchocercidae. The record is from the annotation of a GenBank genome assembly.